AUGAGCGCGGUCAACAUUGAUCGCAUGUGCUCGUUUCUGCUUCGUGCCAAGUCACAAGCAAAUUUCAAGCAGAUCAAGUAUUGGUCGGUUGAUUUCUUCCACGCCCACGGACAUAGCGCGAAGAGACCCGAGCCGCAGCUGAAGCGGCAGAUCGCCAACAUCGCCGACAAGUACUCCUCGGCAAGCUUGGCGGAAGAUCUGGAGGAAGAGUUCAAAAGACAAACGGUCGGACUUGUCUCGGCGGCAGACUUCAAAGCCAAGCGGCAAGCCAUCGAUGACAUGAUCCGUGAGACACAGCAGGCUGAGAAGGAGAAGAAGAACCUGAGGGUCAAGCGGACGGUCAAGGCCGCGCAGCUCUCCUUUGAGGCCGACGAUAUCGCCGGAAGCGAUGAUGAAGAGGAGCAGGAAGCCUCCGAGAGCGACGACGAGAUCAAGAUUCGGAAGAAGAGGUUCGGGAAAAAUCCUACUGCCAAGACGGACUUCCUGUACGAUGCAGACAGAGAGGCCGAGCUCCUGAGGAAAAAGAAAGAGCUCAUUGUCCAGUACAAGAAGGAGCAAGAAGAGAUCAAGAAGACGAAGCUGGAAGUGACAUACUCCUACUGGGAUGGCUCCGGCCAUCGCCGGAACUGUGUCAUCGAGCGUGGCUUCACAAUCGGAAACUUCCUGCAGAAGGCGAAGGCAGAGCUGGAAAAGAGUGACUUCCCAGAGCUUCGCACAGUGGGCUCUGACACCCUCAUGUACGUCAAAGAGGACCUGAUCAUCCCGCACAACGUAACCUUCUAUGAGCUGAUCAAGGAGAAGGCUCGAGGCAAAUCUGGCCCGCUCUUCCACUUCGACGUGCACGACGACAUUCGCAUGUCCAACGACUCUCGAAUAGAGAAGGACGAGAGUCAUGCUGGCAAGAUCGUGGACCGCAAGUGGUACGAGCGAAACAAGCACGUCUUUCCUGCCUCCCGCUGGGAGAUCUACAACAAGGACAAGACCUACGAGAAGUACACCGUUCAUGGAAACGAGGACCAUUCGACGCAGCUGAACUCCUCGGGUGGAGUCUUCAAGUGA
This is a messenger RNA of Symbiodinium sp. CCMP2592, 1059 nucleotides long. The record is from the annotation of a GenBank genome assembly. NCBI's taxonomy places the organism in Eukaryota, Dinophyceae, Suessiales, Symbiodiniaceae.